Molecule: messenger RNA, 1198 nt
Organism: Scatophagus argus
Lineage: Eukaryota; Metazoa; Chordata; Actinopteri; Scatophagidae
Product: leucine-rich alpha-2-glycoprotein-like
Exons: 2
Cellular component (GO): plasma membrane
Molecular function (GO): protein binding
Source: RefSeq, a predicted model, not a curated record
AUCAAACUCAGAGAGAGUUCUGUGGUGCCUUUCAGCACUAUAGAGAUGAACUUGUGGAUACUCCUGACAUUCAUUGCGCUGGCUGAAUGCCAUCACCACCAUAGAGGCAUCCACUGCCCAGAUCUGUGCUCCUGUUCCUUUCUACCUUCAGGCGCAGACGUGGUGUGCAGCCAAAGCUCCCUUACAAAUUUUCCUGUAAAUGGUUUGCCAUCCAACACCACUCGACUAUCAAUCCAGAACACCAACCUCAGCAAUAUGACUGCCAGUCAUUUGAGUGUUGUGCCCCUUUUAAACAACCUCCAGCUGUAUCACAACAACCUGACAAGCCUUCCUUCAGAUCUACUGAAGGAUGUUCCCCACUUGAACACAUUGGAUCUGACAGGUAGUCAGCUGGUUCAUCUUCCCCCAAAUGUCUUCAGCCAUGCCCCACUUCACAAUCUUGUGCUAAAGAAAAAUCUGAUUGAAAAAGCAGAUCCUGAGUGGUUUCCUGACAACAGCAGCCUGAUUUGGCUUGACUUGUCUGGAAACCGUUUAGAGAGUAUACCCACUGCUCUGCUUCACAAGCUGCCCAAUCUGGAGAAUCUAGACUUAAGUGACAACAAUCUUCAGAACCUACAACCAGAUGUCCUGAAGAACCUGCACCACUUGGAGUCACUGAAUCUCGCUGGUAACAAAUUGAGCUCCCUGAACCCUACAGUCUUCAAUCACAACCUGAAACUAUCCCAGCUGUUUUUACAGGAGAAUCAGCUCCAAGAACUACCAGCAACCCUCCUCCAGGGUCUCCAAAAUCUUGAACUGCUGCUCCUCAAUCAGAAUCAGCUGCAGUGUUUUCCUGAGGGUCUGCUGGAUGGCCAAAAAUCCUCUUUCCAGAUGAUCUUAACAGGAAACCCCUGGGUGUGCGAUGAAAGGAUCAAGUAUCUGUGGAAGUGGCUCACUGAGCAUUCUCAAAAUGUCUUCUUUUUGGAGGAGGUGACAUGUGCAAGGCCUGAAGCUCUUAAACAUCGACAAGUGGCCUCUUUAACCAGCAGUGAGCUCUGACUUCACAAGAUUCAAAAUUCUUGAUGAAAAGGUUACGGUGGAGUGGAUAUUUUGCUUUUGCCCCAUAUUUUCCACUAAAAUCUUUGUCAGAUUAUAAAUUGUUCUCGUAUAUUUGACUGUUUCAAAUUCUGAAAUAAAAACUUUAUGAUUCACACUUUUA